Messenger RNA from Lytechinus variegatus (green sea urchin), 7334 nucleotides. Its product is annotated as neogenin-like. Gene Ontology annotation, biological process: cell-cell adhesion. Gene Ontology annotation, cellular component: membrane. The transcript is spliced from 31 exons. Bases 241 to 6327 code for a protein of 2028 amino acids. The record is from RefSeq and is a predicted model, not a curated record. Lineage: Eukaryota; Metazoa; Echinodermata; Echinoidea; Temnopleuroida; Toxopneustidae. Gene Ontology annotation, molecular function: protein binding.
UAUCGUAAAUAUCUUCUUAUUUUUCUCCAUUCACCAGUAUCGUCACAACACCGCUACAGCAAUCUUCGCUUCUCCACAGAACCCAGAGAUGCACUGGUGGUCAACGGUUCUGGUCUUACACUCAAUUGUUCUUCCCAACUAUCCAGUGGUAUCGUCAUCGAGUGGUACAAGGAUGGCAAUAAAAUCUCUUAUUCAGACUCGAUCUACUACAGCCUCCUACCAUCAGGGGCAUUGCAGAUCAUGCCUCGUACUCCAGUCUCCUUGCUCACCGGAGACUUCUACUGUACCACCUCCUUGAAAAAUUCUCUAGAAGACACCAUCAGAAGUCGCAGCGCCCGUGUCACACUUGCAACUCUUGGAGAAGUGCGUUCCCCGUUUGGUGUGACAGUAUACCCAGGAGAUACAGCUAGAUUUGAAUGCGAGGUUAAUGGAACGGUACCAAAGGUCACAACGUGGCUUAAAGAUGGCCAGUUGAUCGAUCUGACUGAAGAACGGUAUGCGUCUCGCUAUACUCUGCUUCCCAGUGGAGCACUUGAGAUUCGGGACGUGAGGGAGGGCGAUGCAGGUCGCUAUCGGUGCAAAGUAGAGAGCCCUCUAUUGCCAAAUGAGAGAAGACGUAGUAACUCUGCAGGGCUGGUAGUGAUGACAGAACCAGCACCAGCCCAGCGUCCAGAGGACUUGGCCUUCCUAGUAGCUCCUGGACCAAGCCCGAUAGAAGCCUUGAUAGGUAGUACUAUCACUCUUGAAGCUGCUACUACAGAACCAGCUACCCUAGAGUGGUAUAAGGGAGAAAAAAAGAUUAAUAUGCAAGGUGACCAUUACAGAAGACUAGGACAAGGGAGUCUGCAGAUAACCAACCUAGGAGAGAUAGAUACUGGCAUCUAUCGGGUGGUUGCCACAUCUAAACUUGAUCAAAGCACAGUGGAAAGAGGCGUAAGGGUUGUCGUACAAGUUCCACCCAUAUUCCUAGACGAGCCCACCAACAGAUACGCUAGAUUGGGGACCACUGAGGUCCUGCAGUGUACCGUGUACGGAAUCCCGACGCCAACCAUCAAAUGGAAGAAGAAUGGGAUCGAUGUGGAUGUGAGUGAAGACUUCUAUAGAAUUGAUGAUCGUGGGGGGCUAGAGAUCAGUGGGUUGCAAGAGGAGGACUCCGGUAUCUACCAGUGCCUUGCCAGUAACCUUCGCGGCAACAUUCAAUCUACAGCCGAGUUGAUAGUGCUUCCCGAUGGAGUUCUCCCCCCUGAGCAGCCCCCGACCUCCCGUCCCACACCUCCACCCGUCGAUGUACCAGACCCCUUACCAACUGAGUUACCUGUUAUUCCCGAUGAAGAAACUCCGACUGGACCAGUGGCUACUGCACCUCUUGACCUGAGUGCCAUCAAUGUCCAGCCUCAGAGCAUCACGUUGUCAUGGAGACCACCAACGUUUAUCCCAGGCUCUCUUCUUCGAUAUCAGCUCUAUGUUCAGAAGGAUGAAGAUGGCGCUAGGAAGAGGCUAGUUGAUGUUACCAAGGAUACCUUGUCUAAAAUGGUGACCGAUCUCUUACCAAACCAAGCUUAUCGUAUCUGGGUAGCAGCAGAGAAUAAUAAUGGACUUGGUGCAUCUUCUGAUGUCAUUAUUGUCACUACACCUGAUGAUACUAGAGUGACACCUGAUGAGGUAACCGACUUGCGAGCCAUUCCAGUCUCCCCCACCUCUAUGGAGUUGUCAUGGCGACCACCCUUUGAUACACACGGUGACCUGAUGAAUUACAUCAUUAGGGUAACUGAUGAGAUGAUGGGGAGCACGAUGGAGAGAGAGGUUGCGCCCUCAGAUAAUAGUCUGAUCCUUGAUAACCUUGAUGUCUACACACUCUAUGAGAUGACCGUUAUCCCAUACAAUGCUAAUGGAGCCGGUGGAACCAGUACUAUCAAUGUCAGAACACCUGGAGCAAAUCCUACGGGGAUGCCCAGUAACGUGAGUGUUAACCCUGCACCAACGGUGCCCAACGCCUUGGAUAUCUCCUGGGUACCACCCCUGAUCCAUGAGCGCAAUGGAGAGAUCAUUCAGUACAAGUUACGUUACCGUGAGAGAGGAGGAGAGGCAAUACCAGUCAAUGUCUUAGGAUCAGCUACUUCCUACAGAAUAGAUGAUCUUGAAAGAGAAACAGAAUAUGAAGUAAGAAUCGCCAUGGUAAAUGCUAAUGGUACUGGACCAUUUACCGAUUGGAUUGUUGGUAGAACAGAAGUUCUUGCACCAAAUGAAAAUAUACCCCCGCCCCCUCCCUCUGAAAUUGAGGUGAGAGCGUUUGCCCAUCAGAUUACCAUGCACUGGAAGCAUCCUGAUUCCGCUGUCGUCCUGGUUGAGGGUUACAUUCUAGGGUACGGGGAGAACAUACCCGACAUAACGGUUCUUGAGUUAGACAGUUCAACGCGCUAUGUUGAGUUGGACAACCUUGAAGCAAACACGAAUUAUGUGAUCAAGCUUAGAGCUUUUAACAAGGCCGGGGAAGGCGUGCCAGUCUUCAAAGAUAUCAGGACCAGCACCGAUGGCAGCAGUAUUCCCCAUAUCGGAAUUGGCCUACCCCCAAGCACAGGAUUUCAGAAGACAAUGACACCGCCCUCUGGGUUGAUUGCUGAAACAGAGUCAUCUCGAGCAAUCUUGCUAAGCUGGCAUGAUCCUAACCCUCGUAACACAGACGAGGGAGUCGUCAGAUAUUAUUCCUUGGUAUAUAGCACCGACAAUGGUCAAACUUACUAUGUAAAUUCCACGGAGCCCCAAUUACGAGUAUCCGGUUUAGAAGCAGCUACAAUGUAUGAUUUUCAAGUCAUGGUUACUGAGGGUGAAAGAGCAAGUCAAUUUUCUAUCAUCGCCUCUGCUGAAACAUUGAAUGCAGAUAUUAUCAACCGCCACCCCCACCAAGUUCCAGAUUCAGCUCCUCGGUUGCUAACAGUGAGUGACUUUAACAACUCCUCUACCUCCUUGGUUGUUACAUGGCUGCCUCCUCUUCAUCCUAAUGGAGACAUUACUCGCUAUAUUCUGGUCUAUAGACCUUCAGGCACAACAAAUCCUUCAGAGAUUGUAAGGAAAGAGGUUGGAGGCGAGACACUCAUCACGUUCGUCCAUGAUCUUAAUCCAAAUUCAGAGUAUGAUUUCUCAAUUCAGGCGGUAAACUCUGCUGGUAUAGGACCUAUAUCUGAUGUUGUAACACAUAGAACUAAAGCCGCAGGUGCAGCUGCCUACCCAGUUGACGAUGUUGAGUUCCCCUGGUGGUUGUGGUUGGCUAUUGCUCUGGCUUGCCUCUUCCUCAUUGCCCUGGCCAUAGCCCUGCUCUUCUGUAUUGCCUGUGGUUGUUGUCGAUGCUGUCUGAAAUGCUGCCCAGGUUGCGGCUCCGUCUGUGAUGACAUCUAUGCUUGCUUGGAGCCUUGCGGAGCCUGUCUGGCCGGGUGCGCAUCCGCAUGUUGUCCAUGCUGUUGUGAAGAUGAAGAUGACUGCGCCAAGUGUUGGACAAAGUGCUGCUGUGGUGUGCCUUGCUUUGUAUGCUGUGGAAAAGCUUAUAAGGAGAGGAGAGCAAAAGCGGAACUGACUGGUUACAAAGUUGUAGCCAACGGUAAAGGUAUUAACGCAACCAAUACCACACAGGUGGAGGGGAACCCCCCUGAUCUAUGGGCAGAUGAACUCAUGAUGAAGCAGAUAGGAAAGAAUAUGGUAGCCACACCUUCAGAAAUGGAAUCACUUAAUAAAUCAGAAAUUGAAAGUGAAACACACUUUGCAAAUCAUGCACAGCAUCAACAAGAACAUACUUCUGUCUACACCACUCGUCAUGUGUCUUUUGCUGAUCUAGCUCCCAUUAAUGAAAUCAGAGUAUCAGAGAGUUAUGUACCUGCCCAACGGAGUCAAGUUGAAGAAUCGGUUCAGAGAAGUGAACGAGCAGCUAACUAUGCAAAUGUCAAGAAGGGCGAGAAACCAAAUGUCAACAUCAACACGACCAAUGUUCGAAUUGAGGAGGUCAAGAAUGAAUACCCUGGAAAUGAUGGUUACUCUACCCUGGGCAGUAUGCAUUCUGAGAUUCCAGAGACGAGACCUCGUGAGAACUCAGACUCUCAACAAUCUGCUGUUGGUUAUCAAGAUGGUCAGAUCGUGACCUUCCCUGAUGGUCACAUUGUGGCCAAUAGUGGACUGAGACCUAAUCCAUUGACCAUCACCUUUGAGGAGACGACUACUACGCACUCGGUGGAGAAGAUGGUGCCACAGUCAGAUGGUAGCAAUGUCAAGACUGUGUCAAGUCACCAGACCUUUGCCAAGUCCUACUCUACCUCAGAUGCAUCAAGAGAUCGCAACCUACAGACCAUACUACAGGAUGGCUUAGACAAAGGACCACUAGCCAUUGACAUACCUCAGAACUCUGAACAGCCUCUCAAAGCCAUCACUGCUCCAACUGUCAGCAGCCUGAAUGAACAGUCAAGCUACCGUAACAAGUACAGUAGUUCCCAUGACAGCAGCAACGCCUCUACAGGGUUCAGUCCUGAACUUGGCAGGGAUUACAACUACAGGACUAGUGAAAGUUCCCAGAAAGAAUACAACUACAACACUCUGGACAGUGGCAUUGACACUGGAAGGGGUCAUGAGUACCGGACUGGAGGUUUCAGGAUGGACCCAAGAGGAAUGGUUGAAAACAGCAGCUAUGAAGAGACCCAACAUUACAUAGUCCCCGAGCACUCUCCUGCAAGUCCACCUCUAGGUCACAGUGCCAUAUCACCGACCUUCCAUGAUAACCCAAGGAUUGCCAGCCCCGUUAACCUGGGUCCUAGCCCUCCUCCUCUAUCGCCCACCAUGUCCAGGGGCCUGACUCGGGAUACUCAUCUAUCAUCCAGUGCUAUGACACUACCAACCUCGACCAGCCGUGGCCUUGGCAUGGACAACGGCAACUACAAGAGCAGCUCAAGCUAUCAGUUCAGAAGCACUUCCAAUAUUAGUGAUAUGAAUCAUGGUGGAGAUGCUCGCGGUUCAUCGACGAUGGGUGGGAUGGGAAGUUAUCGUAACAAGUGGCACAUGGGUGAGGGUCGGAGUACUGGCACCAGUGCCUUUAGCCCCAAUCUAUCUGAGAGUAUGGAUGUCGACAGAGAGACGAGCUUUGCUAACAGUGUGUAUUCAGGUAGCAAGGGAACCAGUGACUAUGCCACUGACUCUAGAGUGCAUGCAUCCCUGUCCUCCAAUCACCAAGAUGACCCCUCUUCUGCUCCCAUUUCAAAUGGCACCAGCCAAUCCUACAAGUCCAGUUCCUACCGCUAUGGCUCCAGUGGCACCUCCAGUAAAGGGGGCUUGUCCACUGGGCUUGGCGGGGCUUCUUCUGGAGGAGGUAGCAUGUCGUAUGGUGGUGAUGUUGAUGGGUCUGGUGUAUCCAAUGGGCUAUCGACUGGUAGAGGGUAUUCCUCGAGCCAUUCCAUGUCUGGGAGUCACUACUCUUCCAAUAACAAUAACUCCACGGGUGAUGUCUUCUCUGACACCGAUGCAGAGGUCGCUAGUACUAUGAGUCGUGCCAGAAGCCAAGAAGUUUUACACCAUCGUCCUCACAUGCCCCAAUCCUCUUACCUUCAACCUCCUUCCCAUCACCUGCCACCACGAGAGGGCAUCCUCCGUCGUGCACACUCUGCAAAUCUCUACCGCGAAACCAAUGACCCAGCACUGGAUCGAGUGUAUUUAGGAGAGCUAGAUGACACAGUGUCUGAAAUAGGAAUGUCAGAGUAUGCGAGACGACAAGCCAGGGUCAUGGCUCGCGUCAAUCACACUUACAAACAACGUCUAGUUUCAAAGGCUAUGUCACUUGAUCACGUAGCCAUUCAACAAACCGCUAAUAGAAGAGAUAAUUUGGUUAACACGCAGACCUAUGACUUCAUGUCUAAUGCUUCAACACGCUCUGCUAUGUCUGACAGACCUCCAUAUGUUUAUAGCUCAGGUUACCAUAGCGAUACCAAUGCAAGCUCUCAAGAUGAGUCCGGUAGUCAAAACAGUGGUACUGCACCCCGCACCAACCCCCUCUCUAGCUUCACUGUACCCGCUCCUCCUCCUCACUAUCAACAUCCACAGGCCAAAGUGAGGAUAACUGCCCCAACAUACAGUCCAUUGAAGAGGGGUCAGCCCGGUCCUGGAAGAGGUCGUGCUCAACCCAUGGCCGUUAUUACUCCUAAAGCACCUGAUGUUACUUAUAGAGGAGUAGGUGAUGGAAACAGCCCAGGGUCAACUGUGCGCACAUUCAGUGCUGAAGAUCUCAACGCUGAGAUGAUGCACCUUGAAGGCUUGAUGAAAGAUUUGAAUGAAAUCACACAAUCCGAACUACAAAACUGAUUCCAUCUACCAUCUAUAUUAUUCUAAGUGCCGGUUAAUAUGCUGUUGUGAUGAGAGAGGAAUCAACCGUUUUCAGAGGAAAAAAAAGUGGACAUAAAAAGAGCUAUUUUGUACAUAAUAUGAAACAGUAGAAGAUGCAAGCAUAUGUAAAUUUAAAUGCAGUUUUGUCCAAUAGGAGAAUAUCUACAUGUGGAAUAGGUAAUGAAUGAAAUUGCAAUUGCUUUGUAGAGUAUAUUUCAAAGUGAUUUUGUUGUUUUAUGUUGUGCUUAUAUUUUGAAUGAGUUUGUAAUGGUGGGCCAAAAAAUGUAGGGUUUAACAUUCUACUUUUUUCUCUUCAAGAAAAGAGAAGAAAAAUAACUUCCAGAAGGAAAUUUUCUUCUAUGUUCCAUAUUGAGGAGUGGUACAUGAUGUGUUUUGAGAUUGGGAGGUUUAUUAUUUUGUGAUUUUACAAUGAAACUCAGAUUUAAAGCAAUUCAAUGUCCAUUUUAAAAAAACAACAACUCAUGUACCAAACAUGUGUCUCUAUAUGUUUACAGAUCAAGUACCAGUUUUUAACAAACUGUAAAAUGUUAAGUAUUACACACUGCUAUUUAUCAUUGUUCAUAUGUGAUCCUGUCAGUUUACUACUGUGUCAAUGUCAACUCAAGAUUACAUAUCUUAAAAUCUCCAGUUAUACAAAAUAUGCAAAUAAAAAAUAGUAUGAACAAUAACAUAUAUGUAGUUGGUGAUUAUUGUUGUCUCAGUUUUGUGUUGUAAAAAUUGCUCUAUCUAUAUGUAAAGUAAGAUAACAUGAACAUGUGCCUAUAUAAGAAAAAUUUAAAGGGAGUUCAUCUUUGUGAAACCGCUGACAAGACUCCAUUGAAAGCAGUCUAAUUCUUGAUCAUGUAUGACAAAGAUCGAUUGUAUAAUUAAUUUACAAUUGACUGUACAUUGUGGUCAAUGCAAAUAAUCUUGAAAAUUUUCAUUAUGAUCAGUUGCUGAGAUUUGUGUUAUGGGGAUCUGAAUGG